AUGGCACCGCAUGUAUGUCUCCUCCUCGGCGCGAUACUCCUCACGACGACGCUCGCGGUAGAUAACAGCUGGCAUCCACCAGACCCCAGCGCCAUCAACAAUCUAGAUCUCAACCUAGGGUCUGAUGGAGUCUUCGAUUUUAUAUUCGACACCUCUUUAACCCCCGACGAGCGAUAUGGCCAGUAUAAUUACUGCAACAUGCCACAUGUGCGCAGACGAGAAUACGUCGUUGCGCCGGCGGAAUAUGAGCUUGUUUAUGUUGAGAUAAUUCAUCGCCACCAUAAGAGAACUCCAUAUGAGUCAAAUACCUUCCCCAUGGAAAAAGAUACAUGGGACUGCAACGGCACACAGCUGUACCACUACGGCCAACCCUCAGCUGGCUCACAAAUGAGCGCUAAUACAUACUGGCAAUUAGAAGAACACAGUCCAUUUGAUUUGUUCCCCGUGUCAGCGUUUCCGGGUACAUGUGUAUUUCCGCAAAUAACUCGUACCGGAUUACAGGAUUCAUGGCAGCAUGGACAUGACAUUUAUGAGGUUUAUCAUGAUCUUUUGCGGUUUUUGCCGGACGAGUUGGACCAGAAGAGGAUGGAGUUUAGGGUUACGAAUAAUGUGAUUACGAGCCAGGUUGCGGGCAUGGUGAUAGGGGGGAUGUAUGGGGAAGGGGUGGAUGUGCCUUUGCAUGUACAGAGAGCAGGCAUUGACUCUUUAGAGCCGCAGUAUCCUUGUCCUGGUGGACAGAUGCUGUUUACGGGCAUCAAAGACUCCGAUUCUGCAUCCUCCGAACUCUGGAAGAGCCAUCUCGAGAAGACUAAAGAUUUACUGAAUUCCCUCGAUGCGAUCUCAGGCGUCCCCUCGGAUGCAGACGAUUGGCACACCAGCUACGACCACUACUUUGACAAUCUCUCUUCCCGUCUAUGUCACUCCAAACCUCUCCCUUGUAAACGUCAACGGCCACAAUCAAACGACGAAUGCAUAACACGCUCUCAAGCAAACUCCGUCCUCCGUCUCGGCCAAUGGGAAUACUCACGUCUAUUCCGCGACGCACCAUCCUCACUCAUAGCUAGCACAGCUUUAUACGGCGUUUUCAUCGCAGAGCUCGCGCAACAUCUACGAGAACAAAUCAAACUCUUCGACCAGACGGAUCGAGUGCUGUAUAGACAUAACGUUGCGCAUGAUGGAAGUAUUUCAUGGAUCUUGUCGCUACUGCAGAUUAAACAGAUGGUUUGGCCUGGCAUGGGAGCUGAGAUUGUGUUUGAGCUGUAUAGAAGGAAGACAACAUCUUCAGAAAAAGAAGAGGGGAGCUUCUUUGUACGUGUCUUGUGGGGAGGACAAGUGCUGCAAAGCUCGAACCCGGAGUUGGGAGAUAUGAACUUUGUGGAUUUGCGGGUGUUGUUGGAUUAUUUUGAUUCUUUGGUGGGAAAAAAGGCAGAGAGUGUAGUAGGAUUGUGUCAAGUGGAAUGA
Messenger RNA from Talaromyces marneffei, 1461 nucleotides. RefSeq lists its product as uncharacterized. Gene Ontology annotation, biological process: dephosphorylation. The transcript is spliced from 3 exons. The record is from RefSeq and is a predicted model, not a curated record. Gene Ontology annotation, molecular function: phosphatase activity. Bases 1 to 1461 code for a protein of 486 amino acids. NCBI's taxonomy places the organism in Eukaryota, Fungi, Ascomycota, Eurotiomycetes, Eurotiales, Trichocomaceae.